Molecule: messenger RNA, 411 nt
Organism: Iphiclides podalirius (scarce swallowtail)
Lineage: Eukaryota; Metazoa; Arthropoda; Insecta; Lepidoptera; Papilionidae
Source: the annotation of a GenBank genome assembly
AUGGCCGACAUUACCUGCGCGCGCGCCACUUUACCUUUGGGGUUUUUUGUAGUGUGGGGAACUGAGGUCUGUGGCUGCGCCCGCGCAGAGGUUCGAAAACCGGUGCGGGCCAGUGCACGAUGGAAGCCUGUGUCGGACGGUCGUGUCCCGUGCCAAUCCGCGAGUGAUGUCGCAGCAUGUUGGCUGCGCGUGCCUUGUUAUGGUGCCUGUGCUUCGGGGCGCUCGGUGCGGCGGGUGCCGUGCGGCCGCACCGCGUGCACCACGUCGUGCCCGCUCGGCACAAGCACUCCGAGUUCGUCAAAGGAAAGAGUAAGUGCCGUCAGCGUCGCCGAGCCCCGUUCCCGCAGCGGGCCAUUCGAUACGCGGGUUCAGCAGAAACGUGCAGACACCGCCCCCCGGGACCGUUUCCAC